AUGGAACAAUCGUCUCCGGACUGGCUGCUUGUCAGUCUGCACUAUGCAUACCCAACAACUGUCUUUACGUACUUUGCAAUUACAAGCAGCAUCGCCGCCUGCACUCUACAGGCAUCUUCGACAACAUCCAAGGUGAAGCACAACAGGCCCAAGAUCAUCGUCUCUCUUCUUUUUCUCUUUGUCGUUUCAUAUCUAGGUCAGUUGAUUCUCAAGGUCACACAAGCCUUACUUGCCUCCGAGUGGCCAUCACAGGACACCGUGGUUGGCUUGCUCUCUUGUAUGCUCGUGUUCGGCAUCGAACAGAGUACGCUUGGCAGUGGGACAGAUAUUGUCUGGCAUCCUUACAUUGGAUCGUGGCUUGUCGCCGGCGUGUUCGAGCCUGCCAUUGCUGUAACAUCCGUGCUGGACCAGCACAAACGACUCCAGACUGCUCAAACUCUGAGACCUGAGGUCUUUCUCUCCUUCGACAUAGCAAUUAUCGUAAUUCGCUAUGUCAUCGUUCUUGCGGUGAUCUUGGUCUAUUUUCUCGGCCGCCAGAAAUAUCGACCAGAUGGCACUGAUGAAGAGACAAGCCCGCUGUUACCCAAGACCGGCCAAAGGACCGAGAAUGUAGACGAGACCGCAGAUAGUGGCUACGGGACCGGCAACAACUCGGAGAAUGACACAGACGCGACCAACUCGCCAACCGAUCCCGAAUCGCCAUGGGAACGGCGACAGCGUUUGGCCCGGGAACAAAUGGAGAAGCGCCUCAAGAGUGAAGGAAGCUGGAUUGCAUAUGCCAAAGGCUUCUCCAUAUUCUUUCCUUACAUAUGGCCUGUCCAUAAUCGUCGCUUGCAAAUUUCUGCUGGCCUGGUUGGUGUUUGCCUCAUUGCUGGCAACGCUUUAAACGUUCUCAUUCCGAGACAGAUGGGUAUCCUGCUCGAUGCUCUCAAUGGUGAAUCGGACCGCAACCCUUGGAUCGAAGUGCUUGUUUUCGCUGCUUUACGACUUGCCGCAUCUGAAGCUGGCAUUAACCUUAUACGGUCGAUACUCUGGUUGCCCGUUGAGUACUAUGGAGAAGAGGCCAUAUCUGUCGCUGCCUACAACCAUGUGAUGAAUCUGUCGGCAGAUUUUCACGAUUCCAAGAGCUCGUCAGAUCUGAUUGUCGCUAUCUCGCAUGGUACGGCCAUAUCGCGCAUGCUUGAAUCAAUCUGUUUCCAAGCUGUUCCUAUGAUGAUCGACCUUGUGGUCGCUUUCAUAUAUCUAUCCGUCAAAUUUGGACCUUACGAAGGUUUCAUCACGAUAGCGACGGGAGUGGCCUUCGUACAAGCUGCAACGCAUCUUAUUGCACGGUUCAGUGAGAAGAGGAAGAAGAUGGUCAAAAGCUUCUUUGAGGAGCAUUACGUCAAGCAGGCUGGCAUUCAAGGAUGGCAUACUGUUAGUGCUUUCAACCAGAUUCCCCACGAGGAACAGCGAUAUCAGGCUGCUAUUGGUACAGAGAUGACUGCGGUUAAAGGAUUGUAUGCAGGAUACCUUCUAGGUCAUGCUUUCCAAUACCUCAUACUACUUUGUGGUUUGAUUGCUGGCGCUUUCCUAGCCGUCUACCAAGUUACUCACAAACAGGCUACUUCAGGCGACUUCGUCAUGCUGUUGACAUAUUGGGGGCAACUCACCGCACCUCUACGCUUUUUUGCCAAUCUUGGCAAGAGCAUUUCACAGGAUCUCGUCUAUGCAGAGCGACUGCUUGGUGUAAUGAUGGAGAAGCCAACCAUCGUGGAUAAGCCAGAAGCCAAGCCGCUAUGCCUGGAGGGGGCGUCAGUUGAGUUUCGAAACGUCGGUUUCAGCUACGACAAGAAGAAGGACAUCUUGAAGGGCGUGAACCUUACAGUGCCAUCAGGCAAGACUGCAGCAUUCGUCGGAGCUACAGGAGCAGGGAAGUCCACGAUUCUGAGGCUGCUGGACCGCUUCUACGAGGUUACCACUGGCUCGAUACUAAUCGAUGGCCAGGACAUCCGAGAAGUCCAAUUGUCCAGUCUCCGCCAGAGUAUUGGUAUUGUACCUCAAGCUCCCAUUCUCUUUGAUGACACCGUUAUGAACAACAUUCGAUACGCCCGUCUCACUGCCACAGAUGAGGAAGUUCACGAGGCGUGCAAAGCUGCGGCCAUGCAUGACCACGUCAUGAAGUUCAGUGAUGGCUACCAAACUCGCGUUGGCGAGAGAGGAAUCAAAAUAUCUGGUGGCGAACUCCAACGCAUUGCAAUUGCUCGUGCAAUCCUGAAGCGACCGGAUAUUGUCCUACUUGAUGAGGCAACUAGUUCCGUGGACACUGAAACAGAGCAAAAGAUUCAGGACGGCCUUCGUAUAUUAUGUGAGGCGAGAACAACUUUUAUUGUGGCGCAUCGCUUAUCCACAGUCAUGAACGCGGAUAUUAUAUUUGUUGUCUCCGAUGGCGAGGUGGUGGAACAGGGUAGCCAUGAGGAACUCUUGGAGAAAAAAGGCAAAUAUGCCGAACUAUGGUCGAAGCAAAUUUUCGUGAAACCCAAGGAGCCCAAGGAUACAUGCACCAUCAGCGACACCGCAUCGAAGCCUGAGGAGCUUCCUGCCGGCAAUGUCACUUCCAGCAGCUCUGCAGACUCCACAGCUUCGAGUUCCACCGAGUCCAACAACAAGGCGAACCAGCAGACUGCAGUACCGAAGAUUAUCACUACGCCUAUUGCGAAAACUCCAAGUGGGCACGAGAAAGAGGUAGAUCAGUCGAAAAAUCCUUGA
This is a messenger RNA of Truncatella angustata, 2748 nucleotides long. RefSeq lists its product as uncharacterized. The transcript has 5 exons. NCBI's taxonomy places the organism in Eukaryota, Fungi, Ascomycota, Sordariomycetes, Amphisphaeriales, Sporocadaceae. Gene Ontology annotation, biological process: transmembrane transport. Bases 1 to 2748 code for a protein of 915 amino acids. Gene Ontology annotation, molecular function: ATP hydrolysis activity; ATP binding; ABC-type transporter activity. The record is from RefSeq and is a predicted model, not a curated record. Gene Ontology annotation, cellular component: membrane.